AUGAAAGUUUUUGCCGCGUUGGCCUUCUUUCUUGCUCUCUGGAUUCUUGUGGCUCCAGCUCCGACUUCAUCACCAAAAGAAACAUUGAAAACUGCUGCCGAGAAAGUUCUAAAAGAUGUCGAGGAACCAAUCGCCAAACAAACUCAUCAGGCAUUGACUGUGGAGACAUUGGAUGGAUACAUCGGUCUUCUGAAAAUGUUCAAAGACAUGCUGCCAUUGGAUUUGGUCACUACAAUGGACAAUCUCAACGUGACUCAAAAAGGAGAAGUUGUAAACUUCCUCUCUAAUUGGUUCCAAGACCGUCUUCAUCGUCCAAACACCACAACUGAAAUCGUCGAACUUCUUCGUGAUAAUCUUCCAUCAGUCUAUGACAAAAUCACCUCUUUGAAUACAACUUUCUAUACCAAAUUCAACAAUUUGAAACCAGAAACUCAGACACUUCUCCGUGAAUGGCGUACUAAAGCAGUGGAUCUUCUAGGAGAUCAACGUCCAGCUGGAGAGACUGCUGCUCAGAAUCUUCAACUUCUCCGUGACUUUGCGAUGAGUAUCCGAGAUGUCAAACCGGAGAUCCGAGAUGAUUUGAAGACUCAAUUCCCGCAGGCAGUGUCGUUGACUGAAGGACUUGGAUUCACAGUGUUCACUACGAUGAUUAUGGUUGUUCAGAAGAUUGUAGAGACCGCGGCCGCAGUGAAGAAUCAGGGACAAGCCGUGUUGGCUACUGGAUUGCCAUUGGAGUGUGCUAUUCCUUUGGAUUAA
Caenorhabditis remanei is the source of this 756-nucleotide messenger RNA. RefSeq lists its product as uncharacterized. The record is from RefSeq and is a predicted model, not a curated record. NCBI's taxonomy places the organism in Eukaryota, Metazoa, Nematoda, Chromadorea, Rhabditida, Rhabditidae. Bases 1 to 756 code for a protein of 251 amino acids. Gene Ontology annotation, molecular function: lipid binding. The transcript is spliced from 2 exons.